This is a messenger RNA of Zingiber officinale, 660 nucleotides long. RefSeq lists its product as uncharacterized. Bases 1 to 660 code for a protein of 219 amino acids. The transcript is spliced from 3 exons. NCBI's taxonomy places the organism in Eukaryota, Viridiplantae, Streptophyta, Magnoliopsida, Zingiberales, Zingiberaceae. The record is from RefSeq and is a predicted model, not a curated record.
AUGCCAGCGCAGGCCACUUCAGGGAUACCACAGCCGAGCUCAGAGGUGGGUCGUGUUUAUGCUGUUACACGGGAGGAGGCACAGCGAGCUGAGGGAUCGGUUUUUCGAGAUACUGGUAGUUCCCAUUCGUUCAUAUCUCGAGUAUUUCUGGGUAAAAUCGGGAGAUUGCCUAGUCGUCGGACACACGGGCUGACAGUAUCUCUACCAUCUAGCGAGGUAUUGGAGAUGGUGGAAUUUGACAUUAGAUUGGGCAUGGAUUGGCUGGCCAUGAACCAUGCCACAGUUGACUGCAGAGCGAGAGUAGUCACAUUCCGACCUCCCGGUUUACCAUCUUGGUCAUUCAUCGGAACCGGGGGUGAUGGGAUAUCGGUCAUAUCAGCAAUGCAAGCGAGAAGAUUACUGUCGCAGGGUUGUCAGGGAUAUUUGCUGUCUAUGGUUAAAGCUGAUACAGAUGCAUUACCACGACUCUCGGACGUUCCUAUUGUUCGAGAAUUUUCAGAUGUAUUCCCUGACGAACUCCCCGGUUUGCCUCCUAAAAGGCAAGUCGAGUUUACGAUUGAGUUGGUUCCGGGAACCGCACCGGUAUCCAAGACCCCUUAUCGCAUGGCACCAAAGGAGUUAGAGGAGCUGAAGGUUCAGUUACAGGAGCUGUUGGAAUGA